AUGGCUUCUUCUACCGUUCAACAUCACCUCCUCCUCCUCUUCUUCUUCUCCAUCUUUUCUCUCAUCUCCUUGUCGUCGUCAAGCUCCUUUUUCCGGCCUCGAGCCCUCGUCUUGCCGGUCAACAAGGACGGAGCAACCAGGCUUCACGUCGCCACCAUCCACAAGCGAACCCCUCCCGCCCCACUCCCCUUCCUCCUCCACCUAAACGGCCACCUCCUCUGGGUCAACUGCCAGCCGCCGUACCUCUCCUCCACCUACGACGCCCCCUUUUGCCACUCCACCGUGUGCUCCCGCGCCGCGUCCCACCGCUGCCACCGCUGCAGGGCAGCCGCCCGCCCCCGCCCCGGCUGCAACAACAACACCUGCGCAGUCCUCGCGGCCAACCCCGUCACCGGCCGCUCCACCGUUGCCGAGCUGGCCCUGGACGCUCUCUCCAUCCAGUCGGCUGGUAAUACCACGUCAGCACGAACACGUGGCGGCCGCUUAGCCGCCGUUCCAGAGUUCUUGUUUGCAUGUGCUCCUUUACUCUUGCUUCAAGGGCUUCCAAAGGUUCAAGGAGUGGCUGGGUUUGGGCCCACCCAGCUUGCUCUACCCUCCCAAAUAGCUUCCCACUUUGGAUUCACCCAACAAUUCAUCAUGUGUUUAUCCUCCUCUCCAUCUGCCAAUGGUGCCAUUUUCUUUGGAUCUCAUCAGCACCACAGUGCUGAAAUUUCGGAUCUUGUUACAUUCACCCCAUUGACAGUCACCCCACGAGGAGAGUACUCCAUAACAGUCAGUGCAAUAACCAUAAACGAAAAGGCCAUUUCUCCAUUCAACAAAAACACAUCAUCUCUUGGAAGAGUCCAACUCUGCACCACCACGCCCUUCACCGUCCUGGAGCGCUCACUCUUCCAAGCCUUCACCACGGCCUUCGCCGCCCAUCUCUGGCAGGUGCGGCCGGUGGAGACUGCGGCGCCACCUUUCAGGCUGUGUUACAAGGCAGCAGAGCUGCCGAGAACAAGCACAGGGCCUCGAGUUCCCAACGUGGAGUUUGUGUUGCACAGGCCGGAUGUUGUCUGGAGGGUUUUGGGUGCAAAUUCAAUGGUGGAGGCGAGGCCUGGAGUCAUGUGUUUGGCCAUUGUGGAUGGAGGGUUGAACCCUAGAGCUCCCAUUGUGAUUGGGGCGCAUCAGCUGGAGGAUAAUCUUCUUCAGUUUGAUCUGGCGAAGUCUAGGCUGGGUUUCAGCUCUUCACUUUUGAUCAGAAGUACUGACUGUGCCAACUUCAACUUCAGCUCCACAGCUGCCAAUCCAUAG
Messenger RNA from Diospyros lotus (date-plum), 1293 nucleotides. RefSeq names its product gamma conglutin 1-like. The transcript has a single exon. The record is from RefSeq and is a predicted model, not a curated record. NCBI's taxonomy places the organism in Eukaryota, Viridiplantae, Streptophyta, Magnoliopsida, Ericales, Ebenaceae. The coding region runs from base 1 to 1293 and encodes 430 amino acids. Gene Ontology annotation, biological process: proteolysis. Gene Ontology annotation, molecular function: aspartic-type endopeptidase activity.